Molecule: messenger RNA, 1403 nt
Organism: Suillus plorans
Lineage: Eukaryota; Fungi; Basidiomycota; Agaricomycetes; Boletales; Suillaceae
Product: acid phosphatase
Exons: 6
Coding region: 1-1320 (439 amino acids)
Molecular function (GO): acid phosphatase activity
Source: RefSeq, a predicted model, not a curated record
AUGACAGUGUUGCUAUCCGGACGUCAUUUCGGCCUUCUUCCGCGACUUGCAUCGGAAAUCAACAGUACUAGUCGUAUUCUUUUCAGCGAGUCACAACAAUUUUGGGGACCGUACACUCCAUACUAUCCUGUCGAAGAGUACCAACAGCCUCCCAUCGGAUGUAGUAUAACCCAGGCAAGUACACUCCUUCAGCGCCAUGGCGCACGUUAUCCCACCAGCGGCGCCUCUAAAAGAAUCCAAAGGAGUUUGCAGAAAUUGUUGAACGCUUCCAAAUAUACCGAUAUGAAGCUGGAAUUUCUUCGUUCAUACCAAUGGCACCUUGGUGUAGCUGAUCUUGUGCCCUUAGGCUCCACACAGUCAUUUCAUUCGGGUGCAGAAAUAUACCAUCGGUACAGCCAUCUUGUUGACGAUCAUAUGUUACCCUUUGUCAGAGCGUCUGGGGGAGAUCGCGUAGUGAUGUCUGCUGUUAAUUGGACUGCAGGUUUUGCCGAUGCAAGUCGACAGCUCUAUCAUCCAUCAGUCUCAGUCAUAAUAUCCGAAGCAGACACAUCGAACAAUACCUUGAAGAACAGCAUGUGUCCCAACUCCCGAGCAUCAAAAAAUGAAACGAAUACGUGGCGAGAUAUAUUCUCACCUUCGAUCGUACAUCGCCUCAAUACAGCUGCUGUUGGAGCUGAGAUUCUCAGCCAGGACAUUCCCGAGCUAAUGUCGUUAUGUGCAUUCGAGACUGUAUCUGAGGAGAAAGAAAGCCAAUUUUGUGAUCUAUUCUCUCUACAGGAGUUCCAAGCCUACGAACAUUAUCAAGACCUGCAGAAAUACUACAUGACGGGGUACGGAAAUCCUCUGGGCCGUGUGCAAGGUGUCGGCUACGUGAACGAGCUUCUUGCGCGUCUCAAGGGGACACCUGUCGAAGAUCACACGCAAACCAACACCACUCUUGACUCAUCACCGAUCACGUUCCCACUCGAUAGAACGGUCUACGCUGACUUCUCUCACGACGAUGAGAUGGUUGCCAUCUAUAGUGCACUUGGACUGUUCCCCCAGACACAUCCUCCUAGCUCCACAGAGGCUAGCCCGCAAUCGACAUGGGUAGUUUCUCGUCUUGUGCCUUUCUCUGGGCGGAUGAUCACGGAAAAGAUGCAGUGUUUCGAAGCGGGGAUACCAAGAGAUUUUAUUCGAAUUCUCAUCAACGAUGAAAUCCAGCCUUUGGCGUUCUGCGGUGCGGGUGAUGGAUUGUGUGGGCUGGAAGCAUUCGUGGAUAGCCAAAUCUAUGCUAGACACAAUGGCGAUGGUGAUUUCGAAAAAUGUUUUCUAGAGUAGAUUGUGACCCCCUUGUGGGGGGUGGUUGUAAUAUUAAUAGCUGACGUAACCGUAUGUGCCCUUGGAUCGAGACGACACAUCAC